Messenger RNA from Ziziphus jujuba (common jujube), 4127 nucleotides. RefSeq lists its product as uncharacterized. NCBI's taxonomy places the organism in Eukaryota, Viridiplantae, Streptophyta, Magnoliopsida, Rosales, Rhamnaceae. The record is from RefSeq and is a predicted model, not a curated record. The coding region runs from base 113 to 3835 and encodes 1240 amino acids. The transcript is spliced from 12 exons.
AAAAGAGAUUGUACCAGAUAUACCAGUUGUAUUGCAAGUUUCAGGGGAGGCUCGAAGCGGUGUUUGAUUCUGCAACGCCAGCUCUUGUGUCCCUCUUUUUAGCAUUCUCAGAAUGUUCGGAGGCUCGUCGAAGCUCGGCCGAGGCGGCGGCGCAGCCGGCCGAGGAGCCGGUGCCAAGCGCCUUCACUCCUCAUUCCCUCUUCCUCCAACCCUCCGCCCUUCUGGUCCAGUACCCCCGGGCCGACUUUCCCUCGGCGGCUCCGGCUCCGGCUCAGCUGCCAACCCCAGGAACCGAGGCUCCGGCCGAGCGGCGGCUCCAUCCGUUGAAGAGACUUUCAGUCUCGUGAGCGGCAAUAACCCCUUGGCGUUCUCCAUGAUCAUUCGGCUCGCUCCGGACCUGGUUGAUGAGAUCAAACGUGUGGAGGCUCAAGGUGGCACUGCGCGUAUUAAAUUCGAUUCAAUGGCUAAUAAUCCCAAUGGAAAUGUUAUUGAUGUUGGUGGGAAGGAGUUUAGGUUUACAUGGUCGCGUGAAUUUGGUGAUCUUUGUGAUAUAUAUGAAGAACGUCAAAGUGGUGAAGAUGGAAAUGGUUUGCUUGUUGAAUCAGGGUGUGCAUGGCGCAAGCUGAAUGUGCAGCGUGUCUUGGAUGAGUCAACUAAAAACCAUGUUAAAAUGCGCUCAGAGGAAGCUGAACGCAAGCACAAAUCACGCAAGGCCAUUGUUUUAGAACAUGGGAACCCAUCUAUGAAGCAUCAAAUAAAGCAAUUAGCUGCUGUUGAGACUACUCCAUGGAGGUCUUUUAAACAGAAGAAAGAUCCUCCAUUUAAGAAGCGUAAAGUUGAACUACCUCAAGGCGGCCCACCCAAAUCUACAUAUAAAUCUGGAAUAUCCUCAACCACUAUUGCCAAGGGUAGACAUUCAUCAUCUCCUAUUCCAUCUCCACCAGAGCAAUCUGGCCCAUCAGCAUCUCCACUAAGGACCGUAAAUGUCUCGAAGAUUCAUACAAGUACAGAAGAUAACGUGCCUACUCAGUUGGCUGGUAAAGAUAAAGCUACAGCUAGCAGUGAUAGAGAAAUCCUGAGCAGAACUACUGGCAUACGGGAGACUGUAGGGCGCAAAGGCAAUAUAGGAGCUAAACCUACAGAUUUGCAAAGUAUGUUGGUUACAUUGCUAAUGGAAAACCCCAAGGGGAUGAGCUUAAAGGCCUUGGAGAAAGCUAUUGGGGAUUCAAUUCCUAACUCUGUGAGGAAAAUUGAGCCAAUCAUAAAGAAAAUUGCAAUUUUCCAAGCUCCAGGAAGAUAUUUUUUGAAACCGGGAGUGGAGUCAGAAAGCUUUAAGAAACCUUCAUCUGAAGGUGGAAGUUCUCCAGAAGAAAACCUUAAUCAGACACAUAUUCUGGAAGACAAUCGUGAUCAUAUGCCUGCUCCAGAGCCACACUUCGAAGAGAAGGUCCCUUCUCAUGAAUUGGAGGAGCAGGGACAGUUGAACUCUGAACUUGGAGAAGAAUCAAAUGCAUUAGAAAAAAUUAAUAUCCAACAGCAUUCACCUGAUAUAUUUGGUGAAAAGAAAGGUUCUGACAAUAGUGAAGGGCAGGUAGGCAGUUCCAGUGAUAGUGGAAGUGACAGUGACAGUGAAAGUGACAGCAGCGACAGUGGAAGUGACAGUGGAAGCCCAAGUAGAAGCAGGAGCAGAAGUAGAAGUCCAGUGGGAAGCGGGAGUGGGAGUGAUAGUGAUAGUGACAGCGAUGCAUCUUCAAACAGCAAGGAGGGUUCUGAUGAGGAUGUCGAUAUUAUGACUAGUGAUGAUGACAAAGAACCCAAGCAUAAAGUGCAAGCCUCUGAACCAGGAUUCUCUAAGUCGCCCAUAACAAGCAGAACUCCCGAUGCUGGGCCUGUGGAUGGGGGUAAUGAUGAGAAACAAGAUGAUCAUGAAUUUGAUGUUGAGAUUGAAAAAGACGUGCCUGAUGCGCAUCAGGAAACUGGAAUGGCUGUGUUUGGUAGUUCUGCACCUAACAGAGAAAAUGAAAAGCCUGCAGAUGAAACAAAAACCUUUUCACCUGAUGGCAAUGAGCUCCAAAAGCGGCAAAAUUAUAUUGUAAGUUUAUUUGAUGAAGGGGCUGUUAAGGACAGCUCUAAGUAUGAACAAUCUGAUAGCACUGAGAGGAUAUCUAAAGGAAAGAACAAAAGGGGUUUGGAGGUAAAGCACUUGGAUGAGAAAUCUGAAUACACAAAGAGGUCAAAAACAGAUAUCUUACCUGAGCCUUCUAUUUCUGGGGGUAGGGACGUCUAUGUCCAGGAGAGUUCCCACAAGUUGUCUUCUGAUAGACUCAUGGAAGACCCUUAUAGGUCUCCCAACAAUCAAACGACAAAUGGAGCUGAUAGGGAUGGGAAUACUGAUAUCUCCUCACAAAAAGGAUACAACCAAGCAUUUUCUGGUAAAUCUAGUUCAGAUUUUCAGCAAUCAGGUAGAAGGUCAUUUAACAAAAGUGCUAAGGUAAAGGUUCCUGAUUCGUCAGAGAGACCAGAUAAUUAUCUUGAAAGCUUGGGACGUGCGCGGAAAUACUCUGAAAAGAGCUCUAAUGUAAAUGAAGGUGUUCCAGUACAAAAUUUUAAAUUUAACCGAGAUGCUCAAUAUGAGGAUGGUUAUGUUAAUGAGAAAAAGGUUAUGAGAAAUUCCAAGGAAAGCAGUGCCAGAAGCAAACAGUCAGUGCCCUCUGACUUGCAAAACAGGAAGCAUGGUGAAGUUGUUGGAAAAUUCAAGGAAGGUGGACAGAUUUCCAGCUCAGUAGGGGGUUCUUCUCCAAAGGAUAAUGGCAGAACUGGUGCAGAUAGGUCUCCUAUUGUUAAUGGAAGAAACAGUAAACUCCAAAGAGAAUAUUCAGACUUGGAGUUGGGAGAACUUCGUGAACCAUUGCCUGAGGAAGCACCAGUUAAAAAACAGCCUGAGAGAAGUUCAUUUAAACAGUCAGAGAACAGAUCGGGUGCUUCUGAUAACUGGAUUUCAGAUGUCAGUAAAGGAAAGCCUGCUGGAAAGUCAGUUUUAGGUACAGGAAAGCCAUGCUCACCAGAUCUAAGUACCAGGUUUCAAAACAAUGUUGAAGGCUCUAAUAAAAAGAGGAACCAUGAAGAUCGUGUUGAAGAUUUAACACGAUCUCAACAGAGAGCUGUACAAUCUCAGUCACAAUACCUUUCAAGAUCGGAUCAUGUUGAAAGUGGGCCUCAGUCUACUAAAUUGGCAGACACAAGUAUUAAACAAGGAACUAGUCUAGAAGGCUAUGGAGAAAGCAACAAGAAAGCACCUGUAAGCGCUCCUCAGCCGCAUGAUUCUAGACGAGGACUAGUUUCUCAGUCCAAGAAAGAAAGUAAAAGGCACACAUCGAAUUCAAUGACAGAGUUGCCUGAUGGACAAAAGGAGUUGACACUGGCAGAAGGGAAUAAUAGUGACCGAAAGAGAAGGGAUUCCUCUUCAGAUGAAAAUAGUUGUUCUUACACUAAAUAUGAAAAGGAUGAGCCAGAGCUUAAGGGCCCAAUAAAGGAUUUCUCUCAGUAUAAAGAAUAUGUGCAAGAGUAUCGUGAUAAGUAUGAUAGCUACUGUUCUUUGAACAAGAUUCUGGAGAGUUACAGGAAUGAAUUCCAAAAACUAGAAAAGGACCUCGAUUAUGCUAAAGGAAGGGAUAUGGAUAGAUAUUAUAACAUCAUGGAGCAACUGAAGGAAUCCUACCGGCAGUGUGGAACGAGACAUAAGAGGCUGAAAAAAAUAUUUGUGGUGCUUCACGAAGAACUGAAGCACCUUAAGCAGAGGAUAAAGGACUACGCACUUUCCUAUAUGAAAGAUUGAAGAGAGAACCUGAUGCUUCCUCAUAAACAGGAAACUGAAGACAGUUCCUUUACAAGUGAAGAUUAACAGGAAAAUAAUGGAAGAGCAAGCCAAACUGUUCCUAUAUUGAAAACUUCUGGAGUUGGAAAAUCGUUUUUCCACACCGCGGGGGUAUACGGUCUAAUAUGUAUAUUCAACUUUCUCUUUGUAUAUGUAUUGGUAACAGACAGGUCUGGCUUCUUGUUUUUGUUUAGCCUGGCCUGACCUUGUUUCUUGGGUUUCUUCUUAAUAUUAAAAUUUAUAAGUUUUCAUA